UUUUUUCUACAUAACUGCACUUAAGCACCCCUAUCGAUUCCACAUUGCAAACGCUCCGCAUGUGGGUGCGAUUUUUGGACGGUGUGGAUUUAUUGCCAGUGGAAGUGUGCGGAUAAUUACACGAUCACUACCAAAAAUAGUGGCGACAACCAUUUUUGCUAAUUGAACGCGCUCUUCCCAUAUAUGUAAAUAGUAAACAAAGCGCGAAGAGUUUUCGCCCGACACGUUAAAAUCAACACGCUCCCAAGUCAAUGUCGCUUCAUUAGCUGGUCGUUGUCACCUACCCAUCAACAUCACACCAUCAUCGUCAAAAUUCCCAGUAUGCAAAAGGGCCCCAACUCCCGCAAGAAGAACAAGGACACCUUUGUUACCAUCGUGCUCACAGAGUCCACCUCCAGUCUACUGAACUUAGACCUGCCGCCAUUGGAGCGGACCCAUCCGGACGACUCUCGGCUGUGCAUCAUCACCGAGAAGGAGUUGAGGGCCCUCAAGCGGCCGGAUCCCAAGCCUGGCCCCUCCCAGCGACAUCUCCAGAUCGGCUCCGACGUCGGCCUCUUCACCACCAGCAAUUGCUCUUCGAACAGCGAGCUGUGCGAAUCAUCAAGCGCCAGCAUCAGCGCCAACGCCUCUUCUGAGGCUCACAUGGAAAAGGCGGCGGUAGUGCCACAUCCGCUGGUGUCGGUGCGCAGCAAAGCCCAUGCAGAUAAGCUGCGCCUGGAUGGGAGCAGCCUCUUGGUAUCCAUGCUGGAAGACGACUCGCGGCUGUCCGGGGAUCUGAUUUGCCGCAUCUGCCACGGUGGGGAGAGCAUCGACGAUUUGCUCACGCCCUGCCGGUGUCGUGGCACCAUCGCAUUGGUGCACCUCAAGUGCCUGGAGCGGUGGCUCAAAGAGUCCAAUCACAGUACCUGCGAGCUGUGCCAGCACCAUUUCCGAGUAAUCAGAGAGCCGCAGUUCAGCGUGCUCUGGUCUAUCCUGAUGUUUUUGCGCCACCCCGGGCUCCACCUGAAGGAAAUCGUGCUCGACCUGGUGGCGUUCAGCAUCUACACGCCCUCAGCGGUGGCGUCCACCUACAUGCUGAUGCUGAUAUGCGAAGCUCUGGUCAAGAACAACAUCGUCACCACCGGCUCCCUCUCCUCACACAUCAUUGCCUUUUCUGCCGUCUUCGGCAUGGCCGCCAUCGACUUCACCUACUCCUCCUGGCUGAUUGUCUCUCUGCAGCGCCACGUCGACGCUUGGAGGGAGUGGUACGGCGCCCAUUCGCGCCUCAGAGUCGUCCUGCCCAAGACUAAGAUGCGGCCUGCCAGGCACAAAUAGCGUGCGUGCAUGCGAAAAGCCGGCCGCAAGUUGUGUGCGACCUUGCCGCAUGGGAUGUGAAUAAUCGGUUCCUUGUAGGGCAAGUUUCUCUGCCCACCUGUGACUCACUUUUUUGCAUAAUCAAGUCGUUGAUGGAUGUGUGGGCAAACAAAGGCCUCGCAUCAGAUUAGGCGAAGGGCCGUAUACCGGCCCGGCCUUGGCUAUGCAGAUUUUAUCGGCUUCUACUACAACUUUAGCCCAGUCUAUGCAGUUAUUAUAAGAGACUAUAGUUGACACGCCGAACAGAUGCAGUAAUAAAAAUGCGUGCACAGAGCAUCAGGGGUUGCUAUUGCGUAUAGACGAGGCGAUUUAUCCUCGUUUUAAAUAAAAACAUAAAACUAU
This is a messenger RNA of Dendroctonus ponderosae (mountain pine beetle), 1695 nucleotides long. Its product is annotated as E3 ubiquitin-protein ligase MARCHF3. Lineage: Eukaryota; Metazoa; Arthropoda; Insecta; Coleoptera; Curculionidae. Gene Ontology annotation, biological process: protein ubiquitination. The coding region runs from base 322 to 1314 and encodes 330 amino acids. Gene Ontology annotation, molecular function: zinc ion binding; ubiquitin-protein transferase activity. The transcript has a single exon. The record is from RefSeq and is a predicted model, not a curated record.